Messenger RNA from Juglans regia (Persian walnut), 1250 nucleotides. RefSeq lists its product as uncharacterized. NCBI's taxonomy places the organism in Eukaryota, Viridiplantae, Streptophyta, Magnoliopsida, Fagales, Juglandaceae. The coding region runs from base 1 to 984 and encodes 327 amino acids. The transcript has 4 exons. The record is from RefSeq and is a predicted model, not a curated record.
AUGUCAAUCACUUGGAUGCUGAUGUCCUUUUGCCUCCUCAAAGUGACUGCUUGUUGGAUUGAAAAAGCAAAGCUCGGAAGCUUGGAAGCUCGGAAGGAUAAAAUGGCAAGAGUGAAGCUAAAAUGGUUGCUGCUAAGGAUUUGUACUUUUAGGGAUCGGUCAAACCCCAAGGAGGAGACGAAUGGGAGAAGCACCCCAAUGACUGAGAAUAACGUAGGCAGCCUGACUGCUGGCAGUAAAACAUUAUUCUCAAUGCAGCCUUCGGCUGAUGGCAUGAUGCCAAUUGGGGCUACACCAGUGUGGAAAUGCCAAGGGUUCAAAGUCCCAACUUUGGCUGAUGCCAAGAGUUUUUCAGAGUAUAGGAGUUUUGGGUACUCCCAAUCAAAUAAUCUUCGCAUCAUCUCAUUAUUGGUAGCAGCCAUAACACACCUGACGUGUGGACUGGAUUCACUAACACCACUGGACUGGUUUGCUGGGCAUGUCUCUCAGCCCUCAGUCAGUCAGUUCCCCCGACACCAUGCCCAUCAAUUCCCCCUCCUGAACGACCUCAGCCCUUCGUCUUCCUCGAUCUCAGCCCUCGAAGCCAACCACCGGCCUCAUCCCUCCCACCACGACCUCAACCCUCCAGAGGAGAUCAGUCCCCAAGCCCUCGUUCCUUCAGUCAGUCUCGAAGUCUAUCAAGGCUGGGCUUCAAUUCCCUAUGGGUCGGAUUGCUUGGUAUUUGAAGAAGGGUCGCUACGCUCAGAGGACAAGCUCCGAUCUACCUCGCCGCGAUUCUUGAAUAUCUCGAUGCUGAGUUGUUGCACUAGUGUUGCAUGGGUGCUUGGAGGCGAUGGUGCUUUUGAUAAACUUGAUACUAAUGGAAAUUUGUACAUUAAUAGAGGAAAACAUUCUGACAAUCUGACAAGAGAGAACCAAGAUUGGAAGAGGAAGGAUAAUGUAUUGUUGCAUGAGUAUGAAGCUUGGAAAAUGAAGAUAAAGUAAGAGAGACAAAUGUUCACAAGGUUGAGGUUGAACUUGAAAAGCGGAGGGUUGUGUACAUGAAUAUGGUUCUUUUUGUAUUGGGUUGUAUCUAUUGUAAUUUUCUAGUUGGUUUGGAUCAAAUAGGAAGCAUAGUGUCAAAAUCAAAUAUGUAACUUUUUUGGUUGGUUCGGAUCAACAGACGGAAGCAUCAUGUCAAAAUCACUUUAACAUUUGUAUUGAAAAAGCCUUUGGCCUUGAUGUGAGUUUCUGCCUAAAUAUAGCUUGCA